Molecule: messenger RNA, 10761 nt
Organism: Oncorhynchus masou masou (cherry salmon)
Lineage: Eukaryota; Metazoa; Chordata; Actinopteri; Salmoniformes; Salmonidae
Product: corticotropin-releasing factor receptor 1-like
Exons: 14
Coding region: 1083-2375 (430 amino acids)
Biological process (GO): adenylate cyclase-activating G protein-coupled receptor signaling pathway; cell surface receptor signaling pathway
Cellular component (GO): plasma membrane; neuron projection
Molecular function (GO): corticotrophin-releasing factor receptor activity; corticotropin-releasing hormone receptor activity; G protein-coupled peptide receptor activity
Source: RefSeq, a predicted model, not a curated record
GAGCUGCAAAGUGUGUGGUGACGUAAGACAGUCUAUGCGAUCGCAUGCUGGAGUUUGUACUAUUUGCCUAUGGAGGCUGGGAGAGCAGUACCGCAAACAAAAUAUUUCAAAUUCUAAAAGCAGCCGGUCGAACUGCAGUGAAGUGGAAACGGAGCUGGAAAACCCCAAGCGCGAGAAAGACUGUGGCCCGCCACUGCGUUAAGAGGAUACCGGUAUAGUUUUGUCAAACACAUCAUAUUAGGCGAUUUCUGAAGCUGAGCCUGCGAAGCACUCUUCCCUUUUCACUUUUUGGAGCGCAGUUGGCAGAUUUAAUUAAUGCUGUGGUGUAUGUUGACUAGAUAUUAUAAGUUAAAUGGUAUUUUGGAGACCUUAGCAUUGAGAAAAUAAAUAUUGGAGGAACUGGCCAGUCGCACAUCGAACAAAAAAAACAAUACAUGAGAGGACUGUUAUGAAGAGGGAUUGAAAAAGGACGACGCAAAAGGCUGUAACGCUUUGAAGUUGGCGAGACCCGACAUCAAUCUCUGACCGAAUUUCAAUAGGCCCACGGAAUUAAUUAUUGGAUACUUCGGACGGAACCUCUAAUGUUCGUUUUAUGUACAUGGAGAACAAUAGAUAUUUACAUGUAGGCUAUUAUUAAAACCAAGCUAAACGCAGUACCCUGGAAAGUCCAUUCACAGGAAUAUAUAGCGGUGUAAUACAGAAGGAAAUAGACUACUACGGAUCAACAUUAUACAAAAAAUAUUUCCGAAGAGACGUUUGAAUUUCCUCUGAAAUGGACUGACAUCGAUUAACACCAAACAUAUCUCGAUAAAAUAAUGACCGGCAAUUUAUAGGCUGUGUUAUAAAAUAAAUGAACAUUUACUUAAACACUUUAUUGGGACUUCAUAUUUGAGAAAAUGCAUAACGAUAAGUAACUGUUGGUUGUUCAUGUGGGCAAGAUUCAUUCCGAAAGUGGUGUGAUAUCCUCUCUUGUGAGAAUUGAGUGUCCCUAAUCCGGUACCGGAGGCAUCUCGUGGUAACUCGGUAACUGCGGGAAGGCAGGAGUGCAGUUUGGAGAUAUCAGCAAAUAAACGCACAGAAAAAUGUGGCUGCGAAUUCUUCCCCAGGUGUUGACCAUCUGGGCAGUGGUGAUCUCCGGGACAACGGCUGACCUGACCUGUGAUACACUGCUCCUGCUGUCCACCAAUCUCACUGCACGUACGUUGGCACUGUGGAAUCUGACCCUCACGCCCAGCAAUGUCACUGCCGGCCUGUUCUGUAACAUGUCCAUCGAUCCCAUCGGUACCUGCUGGCCCAAGAGCACUGCAGGGGAGUGGGUGUCACGGCCAUGUCCAGAGAUGUUCUAUGGUGUCAAAUACAACACCACCAACAAUGUGUACAGAGAAUGCCUUUCCAACGGGUCCUGGGCGGUGAAAGGCAACUACACCCAGUGUCAAGAGAUUCUCAAUGAGAAAAAGAGCAAGCUGCACUACCACAUAGCGGUGAUCAUAAACUACAUGGGACAUUGUAUCUCUCUGGCAGCCCUGCUGGUGGCCUUCAUCCUCUUUAUGAGGCUGAGGAGUAUCCGCUGCUUGAGGAACAUCAUCCACUGGAACCUGAUCACAGCUUUCAUCCUGAGGAACGCCACUUGGUUCGUCGUACAGCUUACCAUGAACCCUGAGGUGCACGAGAGCAAUGUGUUGUGGUGCCGGCUUGUCACGGCAGCCUAUAACUAUUUCCACGUGACAAACUUCUUCUGGAUGUUUGGGGAGGGCUGCUACCUGCAUACAGCCAUCGUGCUCACCUACUCUACGGACAAGCUACGCAAGUGGAUGUUCAUCUGCAUCGGGUGGUGUAUCCCUCUUCCAAUCAUCAUCGCAUGGGCCAUUGGCAAGCUUUACUACGACAACGAAAAGUGCUGGUUUGGGAAGAAGGCAGGAGUGUACACAGAUUACAUCUACCAGGGCCCAAUGAUCCUGGUGUUGCUGAUCAACUUUAUAUUCCUCUUCAACAUUGUGAGAAUCCUAAUGACCAAGCUGAGAGCCUCCACAACCUCAGAGACAAUACAGUACAGGAAAGCAGUGAAGGCCACUCUGGUGCUGCUGCCUCUCCUAGGCAUCACCUACAUGCUAUUUUUCGUCAACCCGGGAGGGGAGGAUGAGGUCGCCCAAAUAGUCUUCAUCUACUUCAACUCCAUCCUGGAGUCUUUUCAGGGCUUUUUCGUGUCAGUGUUUUAUUGCUUCCUGAACAGCGAGGUGCGUUCUGCAGUUAGGAAGAGAUGGCACCGCUGGCAGGACAAGCAUUCAAUCAGGGCUAGGGUGGCGCGCGCCAUGUCCAUCCCCACGUCGCCCACGCGGGUCAGCUUCCACAGCAUCAAGCAGUCCUCGGCUGUUUGAGGACCAGCAACACUCUGCUUUGGCUGAACGCCCCCGUCUAACCUCUUACCGCCAACCACCCCUCCAACAUGUCCCCCACAGAGCACCGCUUUCCCCUCUUCUCUCCAAACCAACCGAGGGAAACAGCUACCGUGAUGGUUCACACAGGGUACACUUGGUCUGUAAACACAGACCUCACAUAGCCCCUCCCAGGGUGCGGUGACCUCUGUAGUCUCUCGCCUGCUAAUACAUUGAGGUACGUUCGCUCAGUGCAUUCCCUCUGGAAGCUACAGACGGUCAGGAUGACAAUGGCCAAGCUAAGUAAUGUCAAGAGCUGACUUUUUGCCAAAAGGCAGCACAGGGAAUUGGUACAAUCCCUGUGGCGUUAGCAGAUUCAGCUGAGAGGUGACUUUUGAUGUCAGUUUUUUUUUUAAAUCAUGUUUGUCAGUAAGUCCAGUGUUCUCUUUUUUUUUCUUCAAAAUCCAGAAGUUGGAGUCCAUAUGGAUGGAGUUGAAGUCCAUAAGAAUACUCAGAAAGUGGGAAGAAAAUGGUACUGGGGCACGUGUCAAAUACAUUAUCCCUGUUGGACUAACUGACCUGUUCAAGAUCAUUGACACAAACAAUUUGAUUCUUGUUCCUUUGCAUGUUUUUAUUUCCUGUGGAGCAAUUUUUGAACUUUGAGCUGGCUAUGCUUUCUGGCGCUGCAUCAUAAAGCGAAUGACCGCCAUGGACCAUUCAUUUCAUGUCUGUCCAGACUACUGUCUCUAGUAAACAUUCUCCCAUUCCUUCCUUCUGUUUUUCGGAUGAAUUAUUAUCUUCAUAGAGACCAUGUUCUGAUGUGAAAUCGUAGGCCACCAUUGAAGAUGGAUCCCUUCCCCAUUAUCCUUACAACAACAACCAAGACAUUGUGCAAGCGGGAAAAAAGUGAUGUGACAUCCAAGACUGUUACUAAUGGGAAUGAACUGAAAAAUGGUACACACUGUCAAAUCUACCUAGAGGACAAAACAGUUGUGUUUUUAUGUUGCCCAGUUCUUUCAGGAAGUAAGUAUUUAGCAUAACUCUCCUCAAACUGUGAGGACUUCUUCUCCUCCCUUUCAUUUUAGCCUUUUCUUGGGACUCAAACGCAAAGUUGGCUUAGAUAUAGUCAGACCUGGGGGGGUGGGGGGGUGGGGGGUGGUGAAGGAUGAGCAGCAGUUUAACAUCAAUAAGGCAUUUCACGCCUGAUAAGGUUUUCUUGAGGCUCAAGCAAAUAAACACACACAUAUGGAGAGGACUUAUCAUAGGCUACAGUAUGAAACAUAACUGAAUAUAUUUUCUCUGUUGCCUAAGGUUGUAAAAGGUGUUAAUUUUCAACCGAAUAAGCACUCCUUUAGAAAAAGCACUUUUAUUUAUUUCAAAUUCCAAAAUGACCAGGACUUUAAUAAUAAGAUAACGUCCACUUUAGUAUAUCGUUCAUGAAAGCUGGAUUGGGAGAAAUGCCAAUUAUUAAUAUCAUUUUUUGGGACUAGCUAUGUUAAGGUCUGAGAGGAAUGUGGAUGUUUUUGGAUGCUUCAUCUCUGCAACUCGCAAAACCUAUCUAUACUAAAUCUUCAGACUAAAUCAUUUUGUUCUUCAAACUCUUUCUUGCCAUCAAACAGGUAAUGAGUUACAUUGCUAUUGUGUCAUAGAAGGUACCCAAUGGGCACGCACACACACUGGUUGAAUCAACAUUGUUUCCACAUCAUUUCAACAAAAUUACAUUGAACCAACAUGGAAUAGACAUUGAAUUGACGCCUGUACCCAGUGGGUACUGACAAUACUUUGCUUAAAUUCUGCAAAUCCUUCCAAAUUGAACCACCCAUUAUGAAGGACCAUAACACAUCUGAUCAUCAUUCCAAUUCCAGAACAUAAAACCAUUUAUCAGAUAUUGUCAUGCACAUAGCACAACUUUUUAUUUUUGAAUGACACAUGAAUAAGUCAAAGUAACUUGGAAAAGAUUAACACUGUCUGGCAGAUGAGUGAGUGAAUGCUGACUUCUUGUGGUUUGUUCUGGCAAAGGGGAAUAUAGUUAUGCAUCUUCAGAUAGACGUUGUCUAGACAGGACCAGUCUUAAAUGUUUUGCAGUAGGAUCCCCCCCUCUCCCUCUCUCUUGCUGAAAAAUAUUGUAAUUAUGAGUACAAAAGCUAAAAUAAUUCACAACCAUCAGCUCCCCAAAAGUUCCCUUAUUUUUGUUGUUCUGUACAUUUGCUAAUGUGGGAGCCCUCCCAAACAGCUUGUGAGCUUGAAGCUUGAAUCUCUGGGCUCAGAGAACCAGUUGGCUUCCACACACUACCCCACACAGCACAGGAUGAAACCAAUUAAGACCAAAGUUUUACUUGGUGUUGUUAAGAUAGCUCACCCCAGUAAGUAGAGCUGUGAGAGGACUGUGAGAGUUAUAAUGGCCUCACCCACAAGGACUUCUCAUCUGCCUCUCUCACUCUCGUGCACGUGGUCUGCUAAUUAGCGUGGUCUGCUAAUUAGCUCUAUCUGCAGGGAAGUCACAGCUAGUUUGACUGAAAGCUGAGAGCAAGGGACAAUUCAGGAAAGAGAGAAUAGUACCAAAGCCUGUAUCCUGACACAGUUCCCUGCUGUGCAACAUCUCUAUGAAUGAGCGAGUGAAUGGAAGAACUGAGAAUUAAAUGAAAAGGGCUUUUGUGGUAUAGAUAGAGGCAGGGAUAGGAACUGGGACUUGCUGGGAUUUGACUUAAAAUGUUCCCCCGGGCAUAGCCGCAUGAAGUAGGGGUAUUGAGGUUGCUGCAGCACCCCUGAUAAAUCUACAUUUAAAAAAGUAUAACGGUGAAUGACCCUCACUCCAAAACAUCUUCCUGCGUCCACGCCCCCAGGCCAUAUUUCACAACCAGGGACCAGAAAAAGGGAUUGUUUUGAUGUUUUUCUUUAGGCUUUGAAAGGCAUAAAGUACUGUAUUUGUUCAUACAGACUUUUGUGUUUAUUUGGAACACAAUUAUAUACAGUAUUUAAAAAAAACUGGUUGAAUCGUCAUUUCAACCCAAAAAUUCAAAGUGAUGUUUAAUCAGCAUGGGAAACUGAUUGGAUUUUUAAAUUGAUGGGAUUUUGGCCUUUUUCUCACCCAAUCAAAUGACAGGGUGGCAUUUUUGGUGGAUUUCACGUUGAAUUCACGUUAGUUGACAACUCAACCAAAUUAAUAUUAAAACUAGACAUUGAAGUGACUUCUGUGACCAGUGGGUAUUCAGUUGAAAUGCAUCCUGAAGCGCUAACUGACAUUUAAACACCAAAAGAAAACAAACUGCUCUGUUUAUUUUUCAAAGUCAAACAAAGCCAAUCCUCUGCCAGAUAUGUCUAUAGACAACAACAAUUGUUUGAUCUGUAUCUUUUUUCCCUCCUGGUCCCUUUUGAUCAUUGGCAUAAAGCAGUCAGAAUAAAAUAUGUGAUUUCAUUGGCAAUGUUUACAGAUCGCUUUAAGUAAUAGUUAUAGAACGUAUUGUCAGGCAGAUGUAUCCUAAUCGCUGACAGAAACGAUCACAAGAAUCACAGAUGUGGCUUCAUCUAUGUCUGCUGAAGGCAGGCUGAUUUAUUUUUCAUGGGGAAAAUGUGAUAAAACUACUGUCCAACCCCAUCUAACAGAGCACAGUUUAUUCCACAAUCCCAUUGUUUAUGUACCUGUCAUGCUGUUUAACAAAUUGAAGAAAGAGAGCGAGAGAGAGAGAGAGAGAGAGAGCGAGAGAGAAUGUCUGGCGGUUGAUAUGUCAAAACGAACUCUUCGCUCACCCAGCCAGGGAUGCUACUGCCCUCCAACACACACCAUGUAUUCCUCAACAGCCAGGAUGCAUGACGAUAUUACAUUCAUGAGAUUAGAGUUUAGCCUGGAAUGGAAUUGCCAAUGUAUGAUAGUGUUAUGCAUUCCAAUUCCAGGUACCUGCCUCUGUCAUGAAAAUAUGUUCUCUCUUAACCAAAAUGAUUUACCCUGGAGUUCCAAAGUUGGUUCUCUGUUAUAAUGUUACAAGAACCCUGUUCUAUAUCACUGCUACCAGAUUUCCGAGACUUGUAUUCCAAACACUGAAUGUAAUUCUAUUUUGAACACAUAUUCCAGUUCAUCAUAACCAAUAACCAGAUCCUAUUGAAAACUUUUUCAAUGAAAUGCAGUAUUUCAGUAUUUUGUAGCAAAUGGACAAUGCAGCUAUUUUCCUUCCUUUUCCAGGAAACAGGAAUAUUUUAGUUAAUAAAAUAUUUUCAUGUAUACAGGUGCAUGGUCAGACUCCCGAUUUUGAAAUUCUCAUUUUGCUAACUGACGUCAAUCCAGGGAAAGUCGUUUCUUGAGGCAGCCGUUAUUAUUACUAGUAUUAUUAUCAUUCUAUUUACAGUCAAUGUCUCUCAAAGUGUGUCGUAGUCCUCAUACUUCUUUAAUAUAAUGCCGACAUUGAAAAUGGCUCCAGUAUACAGUACACAGACAGCUUCAGAGUGAAUUCCAGUUAUUUGCACAUAUGCUAUUAGUGUAAUCAGCUGUCAUUCCACUGACUGUCAGCAACAUCAGUGUCAUCAAAUGUUCUCUCGUUUUUCUUUGUCAUUACCAAAAUAGUUGUGGUCACGGACAUCCUCCAAAGGCACAAGCGCAUCUAUCUAGUCUAUAGGCUGUUCUUAUUUCUUGCCCUCUCUCUUUAUUUCAAUAGGAAAGUCUGCUGCUGCCCUCUCUCUUUAUUUCAAUAAGAAUGUCUGCUGCUGCCCUCUCUCUUUAUUUCAAUAAGAAAGUCUGCUGCUGCCCUCUCUCUUUAUUUCAAUAGGAAAGUCUGCUGCUGCCCUCUCUCUUUAUUUCAAUAAGAAAGUCUGCUGCUGCCCUCUCUCUUUAUUUCAAUAGGAAAGUCUGCUGCUGCCCUCUCUCUUUAUUUCAAUAAGAAAGUCUGCUGCUGCCCUCUCUCUUUAUUUCAAUAGGAAAGUCUGCUGCUGCCCUCUCUCUUUAUAUCAAUAAGAAAGUCUGCUGCUGCCCUCUCUCUUUAUUUCAAUAAGAAAGUCUGCUGCCGCCCUUUCUCUUUUUUGAUUGUUUAUUGGGUUUGAUUUGUUUCCUUAAAUUGUGCAGAGGGGUCUUGACCGAUUUCUCUCGAUGCAGUUAUAGUUACGAUAACAGCGAUGUAUGUAAGUGUUCUUUCUCGGGUAUUUACAAUGUGUUCGUCUUUUGUUGUGAAGGUGUAAGAACCAAAAAUGUUUGUAUUUAUUUAACUGUCUAAGGCACACAGAUUCUUUUAUAUUUAUCACAUUAUUUAAAGGGUAUAGCUUUUAUUGAAGGACACAGGCCCACAUGACCUAUACUAUAGAUUGAUAAAUAAAUCUAAUUAUGUCCACAAUGUGUCUACUUAAGGUUUUGUGAUGAAAGGUGUGACACGUAGUUUGAUGUCAUUUUUUCACUUUUGUUGUUAUGUUUGAUAAUGUUGCAAUUCUUCUUCUUUCCUCUUUCAAAGUCCAACAUGGAAAAUGUGUAUUUAUUAUGUUUAUGACUCUACUUGUUCAAUGUUGGAAAGCGUUAAGAAAUCAUACAUAGUUUGUUAAAAAAAAAUUAAAAAAGCAAUCUAAUGAGAAAAAGUAUAUGUGGAGAGAGUUCAAGAUAUAUGGAACAGUGCUACUACAUAAAUUGUGCAUUAAAAUUUGUUUUUUUAACAAACCCCAAAAAUCUGUCACUGUUGACAUUGAGACUGGUGUUUGCGGGUACUAUUUAAUGAAGCUGCCAGUUGAGAACCGGUGAGGUGUUUCUCAAACUUUUAAUUGUACUUUCAAUCCUUAAUAAUACUUUAGAAAUUGUAUUUACUUGUCAUACUUAAACCCAAGUACUUUUACUCAAGUAGUAUUUUACUGGGUGACAUCCCAUUUCAAAGUGGAAGACAAAUAUGAAAAAUACAACACUAAUAUCUUGAUUACGUAAGUAUUCCACUCCCUGAGUCAAUACAUGUUAGAAUCACCUUUGGCUGUUGAUUAUUGCUUAGACAGCCAAUUUCAAGUAUUUCCGUAGAGUUGCAUGCCGAUUUAAAUCAAAAUUUUAACUAGCCCACUCAGGAACAUUUAUUGUCGUCGAGGUAAGCAACUUCAGUGUAUAUUUGGCCUUGUGUUUUAGGUCAUUGUCCUGCUGAAAGGUGAAUUCUUCUGUUGCAAAACAGACUGAUAAAGGUUUUCAUUUUUACAGUAGCUCUAUUCUGAUUACUUUUAUCCCAAAAAAAUCUCCUUUAGUCCAAGCCAAUUACAAGCACACAUGGUGAACUACCUGAGCGGUUUCCUUCCUCUCUGCAAAUCAGUUAGGAAGGACGUCUGUAUCUUUGUAGUGACUCUGUGCUUUAUGUCAAAGUGUAAUUAAUUACUUCACCAUGCUCAAUGUCUACUUUUUUUAUGUUUAUCCAACUACCAAAAGGUGCCCUUCUUUGUGAGGCAUUGAAAAACCUCCCUGAAACUGGGUUUGAAAUGCACUUCUCAGCUGAGGGACCUAACAUGUGUGGGGUACUGAGAUGAGGUAGUCAUUCAAAAGUCAUGAACACUGUUAUUGUACACAGAAUCCAUGCAUCCUAUUAUAUGACUUGUUACAAACAUUUUUACUCCUGAAUUUAUUUAGACUUGCAAAGGGGUUGAAUACUUAUUGACUAAAGACAUUUCAGCUUUUCAUUUUAAAUGAAUUUGUAAAAGCAUAUUUCCACUUAACAUUAUGGGGUAUUAUGUGUAGGCCAGUGACACAAAGUCUCAGUUUAAACAAUUAUAUAUUCAGGCUUAUACACAACACAAUGUGGAAAAAGUCAAGGGGUGUAAAUACUUUCUGAAGGCAAUGUAUCAGAAAGACCGGAAAUACAUACACUUUGGUUGGAGUCAAUAAAUCUCAUUCUUCAACCACUCCAAAAAUGUCAUGUUAACAAAAAACAAAAAGUUUUGGCAAGUCGGUUAGGACAUCCACUUUGUGCAUGACACAAGUAAUUUUUCCAACAAUUGUUUACAGACAAGAUUAUUUUUCUUAUAAAUUCACAAUUAGUGGGUCAGAAGUCUACAUACACUAAAUUGACUGUGCCUUUAAACAGCUUGGAAAAUUCCUGAAAAUUAUGCCAUGUCUUUAACGUCAAAUGGAGGUGUACCUGUGGAUGUAUUUCAAGGCCUACCUUCAAACUCAGGGCCUCUUUGCUUGACAUCAUGGGAAAAUCAAAAUCAAAAUAAAUCAGCCAAGACAAUUGUAGACCUCCAUAAGUGUGGUUCAUCCUUGGGAGCAAUUUCCAAACGUCUGAAGGUACCACAUUCAUCUGUACAAACAAUAGUAUGCAAGUAUGAACACCAUGGCACCAAGCAGCCAUCAUACCGCUCAGGAAGGAGAUGCGUUCUGUCUCCGAGAGAACGUACUUUGGUGCGAAAAGUGCAAAUCAAUCCUAGAAUAACAGCAAAGGACCUUGGGAAGAUGCUGGAGGAAACAGGUACAAAAUUAUUUAAAUCCACAGUAAAAUGAGUCCUGUAUCGACAUAACCUGAAAGGCCACUCAGCAAGGAAGAAGCCACUGCUCCAAAAACGCCAUAGAAAAGCCAGACUACGGUUUGCAACUGCACAUGGGGACAAAGAUCUUACUUUUUGGAUUAAUGUCCUCUGGUCUGAUGUAACAAAAAUAUAACUGUUUGGCCACAAUGACCAUCGUUAUGUUUGGGGGGAAAAGGGGGAGGCCUGUAAGCCUAAGAACACCAUCCCAACCGUGAAGCAAGGGGGUGGCAGCAUCAUGUUGUUGGGGUGAUUUGCUAUAGGAGGGACUGGUGCACUUCACAAAAUAGAUGGCAUCAAGGGGUAGGAAGAUUAUGUGGAUAUAUUGAAGCAGCAUCUCAAGACAUCAGCCAGGAAGUUGUAGCUUGGUCACAAAUGGGUUUACCGAAUGGACCCCAUGCAAACUUCCAAAGUUGUGGCAAAAUAGGUUAAUGACAACAAAGUCAAGGUAUUGGAGUGGCCUUCACAAAGCCCUGAUCUCAAUCCUGUAGAAAAUGUGAGCAGAACUGAAAAAGCAUGUGUGAGCAAGGAGGCCAACAAACCUGACUCAGUUACACCAGCUCUGUCAGGAGGAAUGGGCCCAAAAUUCACCCAAUUUGUUGUGGGAAGCUUGUGGAAGGCUACCCAAAAUGUUUGACCCAAGUUAAAUAACUCAAAGGCAAUGCUACCAAAUACUAAUUGAGUGUAUGUAAACUUCUGACCCACAGGGAAUGUGAUGAAAGAAAUAAAAGCUGAAAUAAAUCACUUUCUACUAUUAUUCUGAAAUUUCACAUCCACACAAUAAAGUGGUGAUCCUAACUGACCUUAGUCAGGGAUUUUUUACUAGGAUUAAAUGUCGGGAAUUGUGAAAAACUGUGUUUACAUGUAUUUGGCUAAGGUGUAUGUACACUUCCGAGUUCAACUGUAUGCUGUAUAAAUACUGUCAACAGAA